AUGCCAAGCGCCGUCGCCCGCACACGACAUGCAAACGCUCCAGACAACCACCACCUGGACUUCCUCCAGUUUCAAAAAGCCAAGCAGCUUGAAAAAGCAGCAAAGCCUGCGCCGCUCUCGGCCGAGCAGCAUGCCGCGAAUCGGGAGUGUCUCAGCACUGUUCAAUUCGUGCAGCCGAAUUACUCUGCCGAAACGGAGAUCAACGUCUCCGGCAUCUUGGGAAGAUGGAAACGCUACUGCAAUGAGAUGAAUGUCGGCGACUGGCGAGCCACGAUUGCUAACCUGAGCCGCGCCACUACGAUGGAUUUUUUUCUCUUCGUCUGCGGCAACUACAAAGUGCGAUCGUGGGGCUCUUCAGGGGAGUACAUCCGCCAGUUCCAGCAGCUCUACACGACUGUCACAGGGCGCUACAUGGAUAGAAAUGAUGCGAAGGAAGUCUACAAGGUAUGGAAACCCGCUGAGCUGAGCUCCCAAUCAUGCGUGUUGACCACAGCCCAGUACCACCGAACUGUCUUAAUACCUCGCUUCCAUCUCCGAGCACCGAAUAUAGACGGCAAGCCAGUCCUGAAUGUCGACAGUCUUCGGGUCAUUCUGACGUUCAACAUCGCGUACGACACGAGCGUAUUCAGCCUUGGGCGGCAUCGCAUCCAGCUGGCCGGCUGCUAUCAGCUCCUGUGUUACACUGGAGCACGACCUGCAGAGUUGGUGGACAACGAGAGGAAGGGCCCGAAGGAUGGCUCCAGAGAAAUACUCUUUGGGCAGAAAGUCAUACAAGAAGCGGACAGCGACGGCAGCGCGGACCGGACGCUAGACAAGCGUUCCAAAGAACUCAACAAGAUGCUCCUACGAGAGACAACGAAGAGAGGCCGUCCUAAAGCUCUCUGCUAUGAGGACAUUCUUUUGAUGCUAGUGCGACACCCCGCUACAGGAAAGCCUGUCCUGGCCAUGGCCAUUAAAUUCAUCCACCACAAAGGAGCAGACAACAAGCCGAAGCCGACGAUUUUUUUCUUCACGCCUACUAGGAAGCUGAUAUUUGACGCGGUCAUGGUUAUCGUCGCGCUGGCCCUGCAUGACCAUGCGUUCGAUGCGUCGUGCCUAACCGAUGCCAAUAGUCUGCUCUCGAAGGAUGUUUGGGGUCCUCAGGAUUGCAUGCCAAUCCGCUGGAAAAAGGAGAAAUUGAAAGUCCCUGUUUUUCGCCGCAUCAACGGUGCAACGUUGUCUGAAAACGAGGCGAUGCUCUACUCUAAGCUGAAUUAUGAUAUGGGCCGGCAGAGCCUGGAGUCCGGCCAUGAGAAGGCUUGGACGCCCAGGUUUGCCCGGCGAGGUGCGGCGAACGCCGCAAAUGGCGACGCACCGGAUUCGGUCCGCGAUCAGAUGAUGCGGCAUGACCCUCAAUUCGCCACAUUUUUCUCUGCGUAUCUGAACGAGAUUGCCAACUUUGAUCUCCAGAAUGCCUUCCUGGAGGAGGAGAAGCAAAGUCAGCUCUUUCGCAUGUUUGCACAUGUGAGCUUCACCCGCGACCCUCGUGCCGUUCGGGAUAUGGUGCCUGAUGCAGUAUGGGCGAAUCAACCUCCCGACCCCGAGAUUGUGGAGUUGGAGGAGGAGCGCACAAAGCUUAAGCAGGGAAGGUAUCGAAUUGAGGAUAGUCAGCAUGAGGAGAGAAUACGAACGCUCACGGACGAGAUCAGAAACAAGCGGACACAGCGCGAUAGAAUGACUGUGAAAGAAUACCGCGAAUACUAUUUCUACAACCGUCCCACCUGGGACAUUGAGGCCCAAGCCCGCGGCGAGGUGGACGAAGAAUUCGAGCAGCCAGCAAUUGACCUUGUCAUACCGGAACAGGCAAGAUUGGCCGAAAUUCUGUGCCUGCAGCCCGAUGGCUGGACAGAUGAUGAGCUUUUCAAAUACAGAGUUGAGGCCAUAGACUUGAUGGUGGCUCUUUGUGAUAAGAAGGAAACAGGCAAAACUAGACGCGCGCAGCGGCCAGCCAGGAUCGAGGCUUCUAUCAAGCAAGAGUCGCCGGAAAGUGACGCAUCGUCGGAACUAGAUUUCGGGCCGGAUCCUUUCCCACUGCUUAUGGAAACAACGCAAUGCCCAGACUGCAUUGGUGACGAGCAGAUGCCGGUCGAGGCGCGGAAGUUUAAGUAUUGCCGUCCGCCGGUACUGAAUGACCACUUUGACGACGAGCACUUGGGCCGCCGAGAGACAGCCGAGCGACGUGGUGAGGCGAUCUGGUGUGGCCAUCCGAAAUGCAGGCAGGAGAAGUUUGACCACGUGGACCAUUUUCGAGGUCAUGUUGAGCGAGUACAUGGAGUGAGCCUCAGGUCAUCGGACCAAGUCGCAAAGAGGAGACAAAGGCAGGCGGCGCGCCGUGAAAAGGCACACAGAGGACGGCAGCAGAAGAAACUCGCAAAGAUGGCCGCCGUUAGAAUGUGA
This is a messenger RNA of Cordyceps fumosorosea ARSEF 2679, 2436 nucleotides long. RefSeq names its product FluG domain-containing protein. The coding region runs from base 1 to 2436 and encodes 811 amino acids. The transcript is spliced from 4 exons. Lineage: Eukaryota; Fungi; Ascomycota; Sordariomycetes; Hypocreales; Cordycipitaceae. The record is from RefSeq and is a predicted model, not a curated record.